Vollenhovia emeryi is the source of this 1820-nucleotide messenger RNA. RefSeq lists its product as uncharacterized. Lineage: Eukaryota; Metazoa; Arthropoda; Insecta; Hymenoptera; Formicidae. The annotation marks the transcript as partial. The record is from RefSeq and is a predicted model, not a curated record. The transcript is spliced from 5 exons.
UUCAUCCACCUUAUUCAGCAGACCUCGCUCCUAGUGACUUUCGUGUGUUCGGCGUACUCAAAGAAGCAAUGGGAAGUAAGCAUUUCCGAAGUGACAAAGAGAUGAAAACCGCGGUGCACGACUGGCCACAGACACGACCAAAAGAUUUCUUUCAACGUGGUAUCUAUGCACUUCCAAAGCGUUGGAAAACUUGUAUUGAACGUCAGGGAGACUAUGUAGAAAAAUGAUAUGCAUAAGUUGUUCCUAAUUGUUACAAUAAAAAAAUUAUUGCACUUUUAAGGUUUCCAUUUGAAUCCCCCUCGUAUGUAAGUUUGUCUGGAUAGGCUCUUAGCGCAUACAUAAGGAAUUUGAUUUGUCUAUAAUAGUCUAUAUUUCCUUAUGUAUGUGCUAAUGAACCAAUCAAAUUCCUUAUGCAUAUGCAUUAUGCAUUCUCCAAAAGUCUGUGCUCUGGCCCAUUAAGCUGAUGGCACGUUACACUUCCCCCUUCAAAAAAAAUUAAAACGGUUAUAUUGUUGUUGCCGUGUGCACAUUUUUUAAAUAAAUUUGAGAUAUUUACAUUAUGUAUCUGUAAAAUUGAAUUCUGAAUAUGAUAACAUAAAUAUUAUGAAAUAAUAAAAAUAUUUAUAUAGGCUGUUUUUUACCAAGCAGCGACGAUAUAUAUUUUAUUGUUGUUAUAUUACUCUGUAUUCAAAAUGAACAAUAUACAUAUAAUCUUAAAGGUUAAUACCAUGUGCAAUCAAACUACUUCCGUGGAAGGAUCGUGGUCAAUCGUGGAGUUUGCAGAUGGAUUGGAGAUGAUUCCUUCUUGUUGGCUUAAUGAAAAUAAAACUAGUGCUUGUUGGCCGUAAUUUAACUAGCAGGCAAAAUUUAAGAAAGCGGUAAAAAAUUGCUUAUUUCCUGAAGAUAAUUGGACUUUAUGUACAGUUCUAAAAGUUCUAGCAACUGCGAAUACAUAUGAUAAAGCGAUACAAAAAUUAAAACAAGCAGAGUUCAUGUCGGACAUCAAUUCAGAUAAUAAUGAUCCCGAAGAGUUGAAAAAAUCUCGGAAACACAGAGCUAAAAAGAUUAUGUCAGAUACGGAUGAUAUUGACACUGACAGAGAGAAUGAGAAUAUUAUAUUGCCGCCGUGGCCCAAGAUUCAGCAAAUACAAAAAUGCAAACUUAAUACCAGUAACGAUAAAAGCAUCGAUGUUCAGCGUAAGCAACAGUACAUAACAACUAAAGAAAAAACUAUGCAAAAAGAGACAAAAAUAGAAAAAGGAAACCUCUCGAAACCAAAAAAAUUAGAUCAUAAGAAAAACAGAGCUAAAAAGAUUAUAUCAGAUACGGAUGAUACUGACACUGACAGAGAGAAUGAGAAUGUUAUAUUGCCGUCGUUGCCCAAGAUUCAGCAAAUACAAAAAUGCAAACUUCAUACCAGUAACGAUAAAAGCAUUGAUGUUCAGCGUAAGCAACAGUGCAUAACAACAAGAGAAGAUAAUUUUUAUGAUAGCACAUUUGAUGAAAUCGAGACAACUAAUAAAGACAAAGUUAAUACCACUAAAGACGUUAUUAAAUCCUCAGACUGUCAGUUUCAAAGGUAUAUAGAGAGAAAAUUGACGGAUAUAGGAUUCAAGAUAUCCUCACAGGAAGAACAAUGCAGACAAUUAGAUCGAAAAUUAGAUUUAAUAUUACAUCGACUUGAGAACACCUUUCUUGGGGAAGUACAUAAUGAAAAUAAUACAAAUAAUGUAUUAGAAAUCUUUCCAAUCGAUGAUCUAGCAACUUUGGACAAAUUAGAAAAAUCUCUAGUUGAUAAUGCUAUCAAUCGCAACAAUCUG